This is a messenger RNA of Oenanthe melanoleuca, 2931 nucleotides long. RefSeq names its product SMU1 DNA replication regulator and spliceosomal factor (gene SMU1). Gene Ontology annotation, cellular component: precatalytic spliceosome. Gene Ontology annotation, molecular function: protein binding. The record is from RefSeq and is a predicted model, not a curated record. Gene Ontology annotation, biological process: mRNA splicing, via spliceosome. Bases 176 to 1717 code for a protein of 513 amino acids. The transcript is spliced from 12 exons. NCBI's taxonomy places the organism in Eukaryota, Metazoa, Chordata, Aves, Passeriformes, Muscicapidae.
CCCUGAGGGGUGACGUCACCCGCGCUAGGCGCGGGGGCGGAGCCGCGCGCGCUUUAUAUUUCCGGAGGGAGGACGGGAAGCGGAAGUCGCGGUUGAAGUCGCGGCGGAAGGCCUGGUUGCAGCGCGGUGCCAACACUACUGCUAGCGGCGGCUCCAGAACCAGCGGCGACUCAAGAUGUCGAUCGAAAUCGAGUCCUCCGAUGUGAUCCGGCUCAUCAUGCAGUACCUGAAGGAGAACAGCCUCCACCGGGCGCUCGCCACCCUUCAGGAGGAGACCACCGUGUCCCUCAACACCGUGGACAGCAUAGAGAGCUUCGUGGCAGACAUCAACAGUGGGCACUGGGACACGGUGCUACAAGCCAUACAAUCUUUGAAGCUGCCUGACAAGACCCUCAUUGAUCUCUAUGAGCAGGUCGUGCUGGAGUUGAUUGAGCUCCGGGAGCUGGGUGCUGCCAGGUCUCUGCUGAGACAGACGGAUCCCAUGAUCAUGCUGAAACAAACUCAGCCAGAGCGCUACAUCCACCUCGAAAACCUUCUGGCCAGAUCUUACUUCGAUCCUCGUGAGGCAUACCCAGAUGGAAGUAGCAAAGAGAAGCGGAGAGCUGCUAUUGCACAAGCUUUGGCUGGAGAGGUCAGCGUGGUGCCUCCAUCUCGUCUUAUGGCAUUGCUGGGGCAGGCAUUGAAAUGGCAGCAGCACCAGGGCCUGCUUCCUCCCGGUAUGACAAUUGACUUGUUCAGAGGCAAAGCAGCUGUGAAAGACGUGGAAGAAGAGAAGUUCCCCACGCAGCUGAGCAGGCAUAUUAAGUUUGGGCAGAAAUCACAUGUGGAGUGUGCUCGGUUUUCUCCAGAUGGACAGUAUCUGGUUACUGGCUCAGUUGAUGGAUUCAUCGAAGUCUGGAACUUCACUACUGGAAAGAUUAGGAAGGAUCUGAAGUAUCAGGCACAAGAUAAUUUCAUGAUGAUGGAUGAUGCAGUGCUGUGCAUGUGCUUCAGUAGAGAUACAGAAAUGCUAGCAACUGGAGCACAAGAUGGAAAGAUCAAGGUGUGGAAAAUCCAGAGUGGUCAGUGUCUGAGAAGAUUUGAACGAGCUCACAGUAAAGGUGUUACGUGCCUCAGUUUCUCUAAAGACAGCAGCCAAAUUCUUAGUGCUUCUUUUGAUCAGACAAUCAGGAUUCAUGGUUUAAAGUCUGGGAAAACCCUGAAGGAAUUCCGUGGUCAUUCUUCCUUUGUCAAUGAAGCUACGUUUACCCAGGAUGGCCACUAUAUUAUCAGUGCCUCCUCUGAUGGCACAGUCAAGGUUUGGAAUGUGAAGACAACAGAGUGCUCCAACACCUUCAAGUCUCUUGGCAGCACUGCUGGGACAGACAUCACUGUGAACAGUGUCAUUCUUCUGCCGAAAAACCCAGAACACUUUGUUGUUUGCAACAGGUCGAAUACAGUCGUCAUCAUGAAUAUGCAAGGACAAAUUGUAAGAAGCUUUAGCUCUGGUAAGAGAGAAGGUGGUGACUUUGUCUGCUGUGCACUUUCUCCUCGUGGUGAAUGGAUCUACUGCGUUGGUGAAGAUUUUGUGCUGUACUGUUUCAGCACAGUGACGGGCAAGCUGGAGAGAACUCUAACUGUCCAUGAAAAAGACGUCAUUGGCAUUGCUCAUCACCCCCACCAGAACCUGAUUGCCACUUACAGUGAAGAUGGCCUCCUCAAGCUCUGGAAGCCAUAGAUUGAUUUUGCAGCAACCUCUGAAGCUUACCUGUUAGUUAGCAGGUUACUAGUGUUUGUGCUUUAACAAGGUUUAAAUACGCAGAGUGUGAUACUUGCUCAAUUUUCAGUUCAGGUUUCCAGAGAACUACAUUUUUACCUACCUAGAGUGGACUGAUGCAUAGAUAUAGCAUCAGUUAAUUUCAUAUACUUUUAUUUUUACUAGAGAGUAGCUGAAGCAACUUCGGUGAGAAUGCUUUUUCUGCCUCCUGAAGUCUGUACUCUUCCUACAAUGUUUGUAAAAGUUCAAUGAGCCAGCAGCUGUAUACAUUUAUGAGUGGUUGCUGAUUUCCUAGAAUACAGGAAAAUUUUAGUUGGUUUUGUUUUGUUUUGUUGUUUUUUUUUUUUUAGUGAAAUAUGGAGUGGAAAGCUGUCUCUUCCCCACUGCUGAAACAGGAAUAGUUUCCUGGAUGCAGAUGAGGAUACAGCUUGAAGAUGGGGUCAUUUCUAGGCCAUUGGGUUUUGCUGUAUUCAAUUUUCGCUAUAAUUUUCCCAAUGAUAGUGGAAAGUAGUGUCACACAGCUGCCUCAUAAUGAAACUACCCUUCCCCAUCUGCCAGCACUUCCUACUAUAGACUGUAAGCUUGUCCAAUGUGGCAGUGAGAUACAGUUGAUUUUGGGGAUUUUUUUUUAGUUUUGUUUUAUUUCAGACAAAAAGGAGCUAUUACCAGGGCUCUCUUCCUGUAAGUGCAAAAUGUUUUCCAGCUAUAGACCAACUAUAACUGAAACAGGCUCCAGGGGAUCAAUAUUUCAAAACAUGAAAAAAUUGGUUUACAUAGGCUGAGUUCCUAGUGCUGUCAUAAUGCUUUAAAUAAUUAUUUUUAAUAUUUUUUAAAUUUCAUAUGCCUGUGGACCUAGCUAAGGGUAUACUUAGGUCCCACAAAAUUAUAAAAAGAUACUUUCAGGCUCUUCAAUUUGAAGCACAUGAUUUUUUGUUGAGAGAUUCUGACUAAUGUACAGUGUUCUGAAUGUACACCAGAAUCUUCUGAAGUCUGACAGUGUCUUUUGUAGGAUGCAGAAGAAAGUUUAUCCUGUAGUGAUGAAUCAAAUGCAUGUUGAUUUGAAUCUGCUACACUGUGUUCUGUUCUCAUCUCUUGUAGAAUGCUUUUGUACUACAGUAAUCUUCCAGACAGUAUAAUAACUUGUCUUCAACUCAAUAAAUUAGUUCCACUUUAAA